Molecule: messenger RNA, 2313 nt
Organism: Didymodactylos carnosus
Lineage: Eukaryota; Metazoa; Rotifera; Eurotatoria; Philodinida; Philodinidae
Source: the annotation of a GenBank genome assembly
AUGUUUAUGUCAGUUAUCUUGGUCGAUAACAUAACGGUAUCUGCAGUGUCAAACAAUGAUCGUCGUUCUUCCGCUGAUGUUCAGCGAGGUCAUCUUGUAUCGAGUCGUAGUGAUUCAUUAAAUAGUGAUUAUAUUCGAGAUCGACUACCAAAAAUAGAAAUGAAUGCAACGAGUCAUUCAAUUAUCUUAACAUUACAUCCACCAACAAUUAAAGACCCAACAAUAAAAAAAUAUCGUAUACAAUAUGGUGUUUAUGAUCCAUAUCAACAUACACUCACUAUCUCCAUCAGUCAAACGACAGUCACCAUCGAUAAAUUAGAAGCUAAUAAGAAAUAUAUAUUUUCAAUGACACCAAUUACUGAGAACGGUGAUGUUGUUUUAGAUACACAAUUUUAUGAUUUUCAAAUGCCUCCGGAAGAUGACGAUCGUCAAGCGCCUAAAACUCCGCUGGAAUUAAAUGUGAUAACCCGUUCAAAAAAUAGUGUCCUAUUACAAUGGAGUGAUGAAGAAUAUCCGAAAUCGACUCGUUUACCAUCGUCACGUCGUUAUAAAAUUCGUAUAAAUGAAUUACAUAGAGGUCAAAUAGGAAAACAAGAAGAGUUAACAUCGAAUGAACAAUCGUUUUUAAUUGAAAAUUUGAAACAAUUAACAAAUUAUGAAUUUGCUGUUAAAACACUGGAUAACGAUUUAGAAAGUGAUUAUAGUUUAUCAAUCGAAUAUGCAAAUGCGAUUUAUCCACCAAAACAACUUAAUAUUAUUACCGACGAUGCAACGAAUCCAUUGAAAGUGACACUUACAUGGCAAUCACCCGAUGAUUCUGAUGGCAUACGAUCAUAUAUUAUUUAUUAUAUUGAUCAAACCACUAAUCAACAACAGCAGACAACAACACAUUCUGAUGUAACACAGACGGUUAUUUCAAAUCUGAAGCCAAAUACAAAAUAUCUAUUCAAAAUUGUUUCAACAAAUCGAUUUAAUGAUGAAUCUUCAGCUGAAACAAAAAUAUACAAAACACCAACAGUAUUUGAUGGAUCCUACUCAAAUAGUGAUGAUAUUGCCAUUGAUAAAUCUGUUAAACAUCCGAAAGAGCAACGUGGUUUUAUAUUAUCAACAAAUAGUCCUUGGUUAUCAAUCAUAGCUAUUGCUGGUGUGGCUGUUUUAUGUACUAUACUAUUUAGUGUUAUUUUAUGUUUAUGUUGUCGACGUCGACGUUCUAGUAAAGCAAAACAAAAUCAACGGCGUUUUUCUGCUACUAGUAACACAAAUCUAAAUAUGAAUACAUCAUCAUCGGUCAUGAAACCAACAGAUAUAUGGGCGGGUGCUGAUCAUUCUUUGGUACACGAAAAUAAUAACCAUAAUUCAGGAACAACAAUUAGAAACAAUAGUAUUGAACGACAUUAUGAUGGAAGCGCGUGUAGUAGUGGAACAAUGCAGCGAUGUCACCAUCAUCAUCUUCAUCAACAACAUGAAAUUCAACCACUCACAGGUGGUAAUGAUUUACAACAACGACAUUCAUAUGUGCCCUCAAAUGAUGGUUCUAGUAGUGCUGCUGACGUAUCGACAACAAAUAAUAAAAUGAUUAAUCAACGUUCACGACCAAUAGCAAUGCCAUUUGAUCAAACAACACAAUUAAAAGAUCGAAAAUCAAUGAAAAAUUUACCCAUGGCAGCUGCUUUUCCAAUACCUAACACGCUUCUGAAUACGACACUUGGUGAUCGUCAACUACACCAACAUCUUCAACAGCAGCAGCUUACCGUAAGACCUGUUCAACAAAAAGUUCAAUAUAUUGCUCGACCAAAUGAACACUCGAUUGGCUCUGCACCAUCAUCUCCCGAUUAUCAACAUUCACCAUCCAUAAGUAGUAAUAAUAGCAAUACAAAUAAUAAUCCGCAUUUAAUGGCACAAUCGACAACUGGAGGUGUUUACGAUAAAGUAACUCCAAAUGAUAUUGUAGCAAACAAUCAGCGGACAUUAUUAUUAUCAUCAAAACCAAAUCUAAGAAGUUUUACUGUGCCCGUCGCUCCACCAGUCGUUCCACCACUACUUCAAAAACAACAAGUCCAUGUUCAACCAAAUAUUCAAAAUAAACCACCAUUUCGUAGCCCAAAUAGAGCGGUCCUUGCUACUUAUUCAAAAGGUUUAAACAUAAAACAGACAUAUGACGGUGUAAAAUCUACCGACAAUUUGGCUGAAAAGAAAUUUUUGUCAAACGAACCAUCAGACGUUAAUCCUAUUGCAUUAGAAGAAUUUGAAAAAGAUUUACACGAUUUAGUUGCUAGAGAUUUUAUUGUUCCAAAACAACAAUAUAACUUUUAA